Toxorhynchites rutilus septentrionalis is the source of this 16902-nucleotide messenger RNA. It is a transcript of the gene Ten-m, whose product is annotated as teneurin-m. Gene Ontology annotation, biological process: motor neuron axon guidance. The record is from RefSeq and is a predicted model, not a curated record. Lineage: Eukaryota; Metazoa; Arthropoda; Insecta; Diptera; Culicidae. The transcript has 14 exons. Bases 1844 to 9739 code for a protein of 2631 amino acids.
CGCUUCCCGAGUGUGGAAGGCACAAGUCAGGAAUGCUCCGUAUUAUCGCUUGAGACUCGUGUGUGUUUUAUAUCGUUUAUUGUUUUGUCACCCAAUGAAAGAACAUUAGCUCCGUGUCUCAGAACCAGCAGCAUAAAUCUGUUCGACUAUUCGCGGUUCGCGUUCGUGUGUGCAUAGAAGAAAAAAAGGUCAUUUUAUUACCGCUGGUGUUCCUACUAUUCAGUGUUCUCUGUGUUGUGAAGUUCCCGUUCGGACUUUGAAUUUUCCAGCAGCCCGAUUUUCAUUCAUAAUGAGCCCAGUGGCAUGAAGGCAUGAAAAGGACACGAGAGGCGAGGAGGGAACAACAUACCAGCGCACAGAGGCCGAGGCCCGCCUGCAUAUAUACAUAUAGUGUGUGAGUUAUAAAACAGAGUGUGGUGCGAGCAAAACAGCCCAAAAAUCAAUGAAAAUUUGUGAGCCCGCUUGGCGUGGCGCUCCCGAGAGGGGGGAGGAUGUUAUGUGUGCGAGAUGAAUCCUAGUGCGCUAUGAUUAUUUAAUGUCAACUGCCAGCCUACUACUAGCUGAAGUGCGUACUUUGGUUUCCGUUUCCGUAUAUUUCUUCUCACGUCGCCCCGAUUGCUUCGAUAGGUGGUGACCAUAUUAUCAGGACACCUCCGCCGCUGGAAGGAAGAAAGUGUGUGCGAUUCCCUCGCGAGUGCAGUAGCAGCAGCAGUAAGCGUUGGAGUGUGUGAUUGUGAUGAGUCGUCGCCAAAGCGAAACGAGAAGAAAAAUGAGUGCGAUUUGGCCCCACUGAGCAGAGGAGGAGGAAAAACUUGUGAGCAAAAAAAAAAGUAUAUGUAUAGAUAGCAGAAAGCAUAGGCAGCGAAAAUUGGCAAAACACAAAAAGGCAAUCUGAAGAAGUGUAUGCUAUCAGCGAAGAGAAAGUGGCCCGAAGCAAAGUGAGCGAGCAAAGAGUGUCGAACAAUUUGUGUGUGGGGGAAAAAUUGGAAAAACAGAAAAGAAAUCCAUAUAUCCCAGCGCGAAGGAAAACUUUAAUAGGAGAAGAAGCAAUAGCAAGUGGAAACGAAGAACCAAUGCGCCCGUGAUGCGUGUGUGUGUGCGCGCGCCAGUGUAUGUGUGCUUCUUCUAGCGAGGAUUAAUGUGCAAGCGUAAUCAGAAAUCGAAGUUUGACGUCUGAGCAACAGCAACAGCUACGGGGGGUUCGGUGCAGCAGGCUGUCAGGAGCAGGCAAGCAAACAUAAUAAAACAAAACAAAAAUCGCGAAACACAAAAGGUGAUGAUUACCACCGUCCAGUUUGUUUUCCACUAUCGGUGACAAAUAUGCGAAUAGUAUGUAAAUUUAUGAAAAAUUAAUAAGGUUUUUGUGAGUUGGUGUUUAUUUCCGUGCGAAUGUUUUCUGUUGUGUGACCCGCGAUUCAUUCCGGCGCGUGUGCGAAAUUUAAUUUAAAAUUUUUAUCCCGGUCCUCUUUUGUUUUUUGCACUCUCCUUGCCCCGUGCAGUGAAAAAUAAUGUCAUAGCUAACCGUGCCGGCGGUGAUUCGUUUCGGCAAUUGAAUUUAAACAACCCAACCAAACCCAGGAAAUUCGAGGAGUGCGAGGAAAAUUGGGCGAAAACGCCGCCGCGUUCGUUGGAACAAAUUUGGUCAAGUGAAUCGGUAGAGAGCGCAGCGAGUUUGCGAUAGCACAGAAAUCUCCCCCGGCAGAAAAACGGGCGCUGCAGUAAAUUAAACCGAGAGAAAAAAAAAAGUGUUGUGAGCAAGGAGCGGAGCUUCGGAGCAAAAGGACCGGCGGAGAAAAGGAGGGAGCAAAAAAACACCCUAAAUGUGUGUGGUGAUGCAACGGAGAUGAACUUGUUCGAGUUUAAUGCAACCAUGGAAUGCCGAGAUAAUGGAAUACUUCGGGGAGCCGUGAAAAACAACGCAAGAGGCUGCCUCCUGGACGGAGUUCCGCCUUCAGCUCCACCAGAUGUACCACCACGUAAUCCAACAAUGAAUCGAAUGAAUGGUCGUGUCACCGGUAACCCUACAGAGCUAGGCGUCGAUUUCGAACCGUCGUGCUUAGUGCGCACCCCAUCGGGCAACGUAUACAUUCCGAGUGGAAAUAUAGCAAUCAACAGCAAAGGAUCGCCGAUAGACUACAAGUCGGGUUCGGCCUGUUCCACCCCUACGAAGGAUACACUCAAGAGCUACGACCGCAACUGCAUGGGUCCGGUACUGCCACCCCGGAGCGCCAUGUGUGGUCCCCCGUCACAUCACUACUCAGCCCCGCUGAACUUCCGCAAAGGGUUCACCUUUACCAAAUGUACAUGGAAGUGUACGGCUCUACUAGUUAUAUUUUUAAGUGUUAUACUUGUUAUAGCAUUGAUAUUAACAGCAUCUAACGUAUUAAGUAUAUCAUAUCCAACCACCAACCCCUGUACAGUUCUAGUCGAUGAGAAGGCGGAGAUCUCCGCGGCCAAAAGUACGAUAGCGGAUGCGAACCGGUCGGUGGGACCGGGAGGCGCGACAGCACCCGGACGACCGCUCUCAGCAAGUAGCGCCAGUGCGGCUGAUUCGCCCUCGCUAAGUUCAGCUUCCACAUCCGCGGCAUCAUCGCUGGCGGCGUCAACCGCGCCAGCGAAUAGUAACAGCAAUAGCAACGGAAAUGGCAACGCGAAUGGCAACAGCAACAACAACAACAAUGGAGGUGCACGAACAUUCCCAGCUCGAAGUUUCCCACCGGAUGGUACCACCUUCUCGCAGAUUACCCUCGGCCAGCGGCUGUCAAAGGAGAUCCCCCCGUACAGCUACUGGAACAUGCAAUUCUACCAGUCGGAACCAGCGUACGUCAAGUUUGACUACGGCAUCCCGCGGGGCGCCUCGAUCGGAGUUUACGCACGACGGAAUGCCCUCCCAACGCACACCCAGUACCACUUCAAGGAGGUGCUGAGCGGCUUCAACGCACGCCAAACACGUGCCACCCAUCCUUCGAUGCGGCGUGAGGUAACUCGUUACAUGGAACCCGGCCACUGGUUCUUGUCGAUCUACAACGAUGACGGAGACGCCCAGGAGAUUACGUUCUACGGCCUUGUGGCCGAAGACAUGACCCAGAAUUGCCCGAAUGGGUGCUCAGGAAACGGCCAGUGUCUCCUGGGACACUGCCAGUGCAAUCCGGGCUACGGAGGCGAUGACUGCAGCGAAAGCGUGUGUCCGGUGCUUUGCUCACAGCGUGGCGAAUAUAUCAACGGCGAGUGUCAGUGUAAUCCCGGCUGGAAGGGCAAGGAAUGUUCGCUACGGCAUGACGAGUGCGAAGUCCCGGACUGCAGCGCCCAUGGCCACUGCGUUAGCGGGAAGUGCUCAUGCGUGCGAGGCUACAAGGGAAAAUAUUGCGAAGAAGUGGACUGUCCCCAUCCGACUUGCUCGGGCCAUGGAUACUGUGCCGAGGGCACUUGCAUCUGCAAGAAGGGCUGGAAGGGACCCGAUUGUGCCACCAUGGACCAGGACGCGUUACAAUGCCUGCCGGACUGUUCCGGCCAUGGAACGUUCGAUUUGGACAGCCAAACGUGCAGUUGCGAACCGAAGUGGAGCGGUGAGGACUGCUCGCAGGAGCUGUGUGACCUCAACUGUGGCCAGCAUGGACGCUGCGUGGGCGACAGCUGCAGCUGCGAUCCGGGCUGGGGCGGAGAAUUCUGCAACAGUAAACUGUGCGAUCCCCGAUGCAACGAACAUGGUCAAUGCAAGAAUGGAACCUGUCUCUGCGUGACCGGGUGGAACGGGAAGCACUGCACCCUGGAAGGGUGCCCCAGUGGAUGCUCACAACACGGCCAGUGCCACGUCAGUGGAGAGCUAAUGUGGGAAUGCCGAUGUUACGAAGGUUGGGAUGGUGCGGAUUGCUCGGUGCCGCUGGAACAAAACUGUGGAGACAAUAAGGACAAUGACAGAGAUGGCCUCGUUGACUGCGAAGACCCUGAGUGCUGCGGAAGCCAUUCAUGUAAAACCAGUCAGUUGUGCGUUUCAGCGCCCAAACCGAUUGACGUAUUGCUGCGAAAGCAACCACCAGCAAUCACAGCUUCGUUUUUCGAACGAAUGAAGUUCUUGAUCGACGAGGGAAGCCUCCAAAACUACGCCAAGCUGGAAACGUUCAACGAAAGCGUUUUUUGGAAUCAUUUUAACGCAAGCCGUUCCGCCGUCAUACGUGGCCGCGUGGUGACAUCGCUGCAAAUGGGUCUGGUCGGAGUGCGUGUGAGCACAUCCACCCCGCUGGAGGGUUUCACGCUGACCCGCGACGAUGGAUGGUUCGAUCUGAUGGUGAACGGAGGAGGCGCCAUAACGCUCCAAUUCGGCCGCUCACCAUUCCGGCCUCAGACUCGGAUUGUGCAGGUGCCCUGGAAUGAGGUUGUUAUUAUCGAUACCGUAGUGAUGUCAACCCUGGAUGAUAAGGAAAAGACCGGACUGCCACACACUUGCUUCUCCCAUGACUAUGAUUCGAUGAAACCUGUUGUGUUGGCCACCUGGAAGCAUGGCUUCCAAGGAGCUUGUCCUGAUCGCAGCGCGAUCUUGGCCGAGUCGCAAGUCGUGCAAGAAUCGCUGGCAAUUCCCGGAACCGGCUUGAAUCUAGUCUACCAUAGCAGUAGAGCUGCUGGUUAUCUAUCGACCAUCAAGCUGCAACUGACGCCGGAUACGAUCCCCCAAACGCUAAAAUUGAUCUACCUCCGAAUCACCAUCGAAGGAAUUCUGUUCGAAAGGGUUUUCGAGGCCGACCCAGGUAUCAAAUUCACCUACCCCUGGAACAGAUUGAACAUCUACCGCCAGCGCGUAUACGGCAUCACAACGGCCGUCGUAAAGGUUGGCUAUCAGUACACCGACUGCAAGGACAUCAUCUGGGAUGUACAAACGACAAAGCUGAGUGGUCACGAUAUGAGUAUUUCCGAGGUGGGCGGAUGGAAUCUCGAUAUCCAUCAUCGCUACAACUUCCACGAGGGUAUUCUGCAGAAAGGUGAUGGAUCAAAUAUCUACCUGAAGCACAAACCACGCGUCAUUCUCACCACCAUGGGAGACGGACAUCAGCGGCCAUUGGAGUGCAACGAUUGCAACGGUAUUGCCUCGAAGCAACGUCUGCUAGCCCCAGUGGCGCUUGCCGCUGCUCCAGAUGGCAGCCUUUACGUGGGAGAUUUCAACUACAUUCGUCGAAUCAUGAUCGAUGGAACUGUGAAGACCGUUGUGAAGCUUAACGCUACUCGUGUUUCCUACCGUUAUCAUAUGGCCUUGAGUCCACUGGAUGGUUCACUGUACAUUUCGGACCCCGAGUCGCACCAAAUCAUCAAGGUUAGGAAUAAGGACGAUUCGCAUGAUCCCGAACACAACUGGGAACCCGUUGUUGGAAGCGGAGAACGGUGCCUUCCCGGUGAUGAAGCACAUUGCGGCGAUGGAGGACUUGCUCGUGAUGCCAAAUUGGCCUACCCGAAGGGCGUUGCCAUUUCCUCAGACAAUGUACUGUACUUUGCUGAUGGUACCAACAUCCGCAUGGUAGAUCGCGAUGGUGUCAUCACAACCCUCAUCGGAAACCACAUGCAUAAAUCCCACUGGAAACCGGUUCCGUGCGAGGGAACGCUCAAGAUCGAAGAGAUGCACCUUCGCUGGCCAACCGAACUUACCAUCAAUCCACUCGACGACACGCUGCACAUCAUCGACGAUCACAUGAUCUUGCGCAUGACCCCUGAUGGUCGCGUCCGUGUACUUGCCGGUCGUCCCCUUCACUGCGCCUCGGCCUCUCCAGUUACGCUGGACUCGGACCUGGCUGCCCAUGCCACUCUCGUCAUGCCUCAAAGCAUCGCCUUCGCUCCGUCGGGUGAUCUCUACGUGGCGGAAAGCGACUCUCAGCGCAUCAAUCGUAUCCGGGUGAUAGGUACCGAUGGUAAAAUUGCGGCAUACGCGGGCGCCGAAUCCAAGUGCAACUGCCUCGAGCGUGGUUGCGAUUGUUACGAAGCCGAUCACUACCUAGCUAUCAGUGCCAAAUUCAACACCAUCUCGGCGAUCACCGUAACACCCGAUGGUCACGUACAUAUCGCCGACCAGGCCAACUACCGAAUCCGUUCGGUUAUCUCGAGUCUUCCGGAGGCCGGCACUUCUAAGGAGUACGAAAUCUACGCACCGAACGCGCAGGAGAUCUACGUGUUCAACCGCUUCGGGCAACACAUCGCCACCAAGAACAUCAUGACCGGAGAGACGGUGUACAGCUUCCUGUACAACGUGAACACCUCGAACGGUAAGCUGAGCACGGUCACCGACGCUGCCGGCAAUAAGGUGUUCCUGCUGCGAGACUACACCUCGUUGGUGAAUUCCAUCGAGAACACCAAAGGACAGAAGUGUCGACUGCGUAUGACGCGCACGAAAAUGCUCCACGAAUUAAGCACUCCAGACAAUUACAACGUGACGUUCGAUUAUCACGGACCGACUGGUUUGCUGACCACCAAACUGGACUCGACCGGUCGCUCGUAUGUGUACAAUUACGAUGAGUUCGGACGUCUAACGUCCGCCGUCACUCCCACCGGAAAGGUUAUCGACCUGACGUUCGAUCUAAGUGUGAAGGGAGCCACUGUGAAGGUGACGGAGAAUUCGCAACGGGAGGUCUCAAUGCUGAUUCAGGGAUCGUCGGUCGUCUCGAAGGUUGGCGAGGCCGCCACCAAGACUACCGUGCUGGUCGAUGGCGGAACUACAAGUGUUCAGUCGUGGGGCAACACGGUUUCGGUGGAAUCGGUACCGUAUAUUUUGCUGGCGGAAAUUGACCCCUUGCUGGGCGAGAGCUACCCGGUACCAUCGAAGCAGCGGACCGAGAUCAAUGGCGAUUUGUCGAACCGUUUUGAGUGGAGAUACUUUAUCCGGCAUGUUCCAGUGCGCGGGAAGAAUUCUCGUGCCUCAACCCAGGUUGGGCGGAAACUGCGUGUGAACGGAGAGAACUUGUUGACGUUUGAGUACGAGAAGGAUAGUUCUUCGAUCACCAUUUCGGUUGACGAUAAGACCGAGCUGUUGAAUGUCACGUACGAUAAAUCUUCGAGACCGAUUUCCUACCGACCACAGUCUGGGGAGUACGCCGAUGUCGAUCUGGAGUACGAUCGUUUCGGGCGUUUGACGCUUUGGAAGUGGGGAAAUUUGAAGGAAGAGUAUACCUUCGAUCGAGCUGGUCGAUUAAAUGAGAUCAAAUAUGGCGAUGGAAGCUCGAUUGUCUACGCGUUCAAGGAUAUGUUCAGCAGCUUGCCGCUGAAGGUGACAACACCUCGUCGCUCGGAUUACUUGCUGCAGUACGAUGACGCGGGUGCGUUGCAAUCCCUGACAACUCCAAGAGGUCACAUUCAUGCGUUCUCGCUACAAACCUCGCUUGGAUUCUUCAAGUACCAAUACUACUCGCCGAUCAAUCGACAUCCGUUCGAGAUUCUGUACAACGAUGAUGGUCAGAUACUGGCGAAGAUCCAUCCGCAUCAGUCCGGAAAGGUGGCGUACGUGUAUGACAACGCUGGCCGACUGGAGACGAUCUUGGCGGGACUUUCCUCCACGCAGUAUACGUACCAGGAGAGCACGAGCUUAGUGAAGAUGGUGGAGGUGCUCGAACCAGGAUUCGAAUUGAGGAGAGAGUUCAAGUACCAUGCCGGAGUGAUGAAGGACGAGAAGUUGAAGUUUGGUUCGAAGAGUGCACUGGCAUCAGCGCAUUUCAAAUAUCAGUACGAUGGUAACGCGAGACUCAGCGGAAUUGAGAUGGAUAUCGAUGGGAAGGAUUUGCCGAUCCUGCGAUUCAAGUAUGGACAGAGCUUGGGAACGCUGGAUGCCAUCAGUGAUUUGAGGAUCACGAGGAAUGCCUUCAAUCGAACCGUGGUCCAAGAUACUUCGAAGCAGUUCUUCACGAUAACCGAUUUCGAUGAACAUGGUCGGGUGAAGAGCGUUCUGAUCAAUAUCAAAUCGUUUGACGUUUAUCGACUAGAGCUGGAUUACGACCUGAGGAAUAGAAUCAAGACGCAUAAGGUGAUGGUGGGUCGGGUGACCUCUCUGGAUAAGGUUAACUAUAAUGCCGAUGGACAUGUAAGCGAAGUCGUUGGAACCAACAGCUGGAAGUAUUUGUACGAUGAGAAUGGUAACAUAAUCGGGGUUUUGGAGCAAGGUGAUAAGACCAAUUUGGGAUACGACACGGGUGAUCGAGUGGUACAGGUUGGAGAUGUUGAGUUCAACAGUUACGAUGCUCGUGGUUAUGUCGUACGACGGGGUGAGCAGAAGUACCGGUACAACAAUCGAGGACAGCUGAUCCACGCACUAGAAAGAGAUCGCUUCCAAACUUGGUACUUCUACGAUGACAUGGGUCGGCUAGUGGCUAGCCAUGAUGAGAAAGGCAAUGUCACACAGUACUUCUACGCCAACAUCAACGCCCCUGAACUGAUUACACACAUUCACUACCCUAAGGUAUCACGAACGCUUCGUUUCUUGUACGAUGAUCGAGAUAUGUUGGUGGCUGUCGAGACAGGCGAACAGCGUUUCUACGUUGCGACAGAUCAAAACGGCUCUCCGAUCGCUUUCUUCGACAUCAAUGGCAACAUCGUGAAGGAGGUGCGCCGAACGCCCUUCGGAAAGAUUGUCAAAGAUUCCAACCCAAGCUUCUUCGUCCCGAUCGACUUCCACGGUGGACUGCUCGAUCCAAACACCCGGCUCGUGUACAUGGAGAAGCGACUGUACGACACCAACGUGGGUCAAUGGAUGACACCCUCGUGGGAACAGCUAGCGACGGAAAUGCGACUGCCAACCGACGUGUUCAUCUACCGAUUCCACAAUAACGAUCCGAUCAACCGCAAAGAACCGAUGAACUACAUGAACGAUCUGAAGUCCUGGCUUCGACUGUUCGGUUACGACGUUGCGAAGAUGCAAGGAUCGAAAUACACGAAGGAUAUGAUCUACCGACCGAAAGCGAUGAUCAAAUCACCCCAGCUGGCGCCGGACUUUGGUGUGAUGUCGGGCUUGCAAUGUAUCGUUGAGAAGAUUGACGAAAAGUUCUCCGAUUUUGGUUUCGUGCCAAAACCAUUGCUGAAGAUGGAGCUUAAAACGAGAGAUCUGUUGCCACGGGUUGCUUAUCGCCGAGGGGUGUUUGGCGAAGGAGUUCUAAUUUCGCGCAUCGAUGGUAGAGCCCUGGUCAGUGUGGUUGACGGCUCGAACAGUGUUGUUCAGGAUGUAGUCUCGUCAGUGUUCAAUAGCUCGUAUUUCCUUGAUCUACACUUCAGCAUUCAUGAUCAGGAUGUGUUCUACUUUGUGAAGGACAACAUCAUGAAGCUGCGAGAUGACACGGAAGAGCUACGUCGACUCGGUGGCAUGUUCAACAUUUCCACUCACGAAAUCAGUGAUCACGCUGGUACAAAUGGAAAGGAGCUUCGACUGCACGGACCGGAUGCGGUGGUGAUUAUCAAGUACGGAGUCGAUCCCGAACAGGAGCGACAUAGGAUACUGAAACAUGCUCACAAACGAGCCGUGGAGCGGUCGUGGGAACUGGAGAAGCAGCUCGUUGCUGCCGGCUUCCAGGGACGUGGUGAUUGGACAGAGGAAGAGAAGGAAGAACUGAUAUCGCACGGUGACGUCGAUGGAUGGGUUGGUGUCGAUAUUCACAGCAUACACAAGUACCCACAGCUGGCGGAUGACCCCGGCAAUGUGGCCUUCCAGCGAGACUCGAAGCGGAAACGACGGAAGAGUGGCAAUCACAAAACACUGCGACAGCACAGGCACGAAAGCUCGUGAAACGGCACUCUGCCGUCGGUAGCGUAAGCUGUUUGAUCUUUGAAGCUUUCCAAAAACAAAAACAACAACAUGAAGAACAAGAAAAUUUCGAAGAAAGCUAACUCUCUCUCUCUUUACCCCGUUUUAAGGAAAAAUCUUUCUCCGAGAACUGAUUUAAAGAAGAAAAAAGUAAAUAUUAGAAAUAUUGUGAUACAUAGAUUUAUUUUGGAUUAUUUUCGUAGGGUUAAUCAAAAGCAAGGAACGAUUGAAGAAAAGUAAGAGAAGAACAUACACACAAGACCGUGGCAACCGUUUUCUACACUUAGGCAAGCUUCUGCUCAUUCGAAAAUGAUAAUAUCAACACCGGAAGCGAAAUACACCACACCACUAACGCAAACAAAAAUUUGAACAAGAAACAGGACAUAUUUUUAUACAUGAAGGCGCAAACGGCAGAUCCCCGCAGCAAACAAUAAUCUUUGAAGAUAAUAAGAGGGACACACAAAAAAAUACAAGAAAAAAUAUGGUUUCCGCCAUGUUGUGAAAGUCGCGAUUUUUUUCCGCCACAUCAACACCGACUCAUCAUCGACUUAUCAAUCACCACGCCACCUACGUCAACUAUUUAUAUGAAUUGACGGAAGGACAGAAAAUGACCGAAGUUAUUGUUGAAACGAACAAUCCCCAUCAAAAAGUGAAAUUAUGAAAUUCGAAUCAAAACCCACACAAUAGAGACGCAUCUUUGUGAUCGGUUGAUGCAGGGCGAAGUCACACACAUAUUAUCAUUUUAUAUGCUUUGCAGACACGAAUGAGGAAUGGGACAGAAGUUGGUAAAAGAGGGGCUAAAACGGUUAAAAGCGCAUGAGAAGCAAAACAAAACAUAUAUAAAAUAGUGAAGAAUGUAGUUAAUUAGAUGAAAAUUCAAUGUGAAAACUUGUGAAUGUCUUUUAGUGUGUAAGAAACAAAUAAGCUCUCGGACAGAGAAACGCAGAAAAAACAACAAAAAAACAAGCGAGAAAGGUGUCAUGAUCCAGUAGAAUAUUGAAAUUGAAACAAACAAACAAACAAACAAAAAUGAGAACAUUCUACACACAGAACAGAAAUAGAAUUUGGUGUUGUGCGAACAGUGCCAUGAAACUAGUCGAAAUAUCGUGAGCCAGACAAAAAUUAACAAAUGUACGAUGAGAAUUACCGAAGACAACUCAAACAAUGGUCGUGGAGAUAUUUUUUACACACAGAAAUAAAUUCGUAACCGCCUACUCACCACUACAUAAGCAACAGCAAACAAAAAAAAGAAACAAGGACUGACCGAGGAUUCUCAUUGAGAAGCGAUGAGUUCCGAAUGAAGAUUGAGAGGAGAAAGGGAAAGGAAGGGUUGAAGAAAUGACAACUGGUGCCAUAUAGAGAGAGGAGACGAAUGAAAUGAAUUGUUGAAGCAUGACUAGUGUUUAUAGUUUCAUGCAGAGUGACAAAAAAAAUGGGAAGUUAUCGACUUACAUGAAACCAUAAGGAGGAUUAAGAAGUAAACUCAUAAAUAUUAGGUAACAGCUGUACAGUAAUUAGUAUCUAGUGAUAAGCAAGACGAGAUGGACGGAACGAUAUAAGUAGUGAAAUCUUCUCAUUCUGUAAAUUUUACUGAUUUUACCACAAAAUAUAGUGGCAGUGCGGCAUUAGGACCGUUGCGUGGCUGUUAGACUGGAGGAAGAUAAAUCCAUAAUUGUGCGCGUGUAGUAGUAUGGCAUUAUUGCAAUGCAGAAAUUUUAAUUUGUAUAGAGACAACAAAAAAGAAAAAAUGCUGUUUUCGUUUCGAUUCAGAAUCGAGCUUAUUGUUGUGAGAGGGAAAAAAUCGAUCAUUCAAAAUCCAAUCAACGCAUUUUGAUAUACACCGCGUAAGGAAUCGAAAUCACAAAAAACAAUCCGUCUUGCUUCCUGAUUUUAAACAAAAAAUCUUAACAAUCUCCCGCAGAUGUCGAUAUGAAAUAGGAACGCAGAAACGAAUCACAGCUAGAGAUUGACAGGCAAAUAAGCAUUGCAAAACGGAAAACCGGUACACUCUAUCCUUUCUUGGCUUCUACAGGGUAUUUGUAAUAAAUUCUUAUAAAGAACAGAAACAAUGAAAAUAAUCUAAAUCAAUAUUCUAGUGAGCGAACACAGACGCAAGAAAAACCGAAGAAGGCAAAUAAUAGUCAAGUAUAUAAACAAGCAAACUCCACAUCAACAGAAGCACCGUAGCGAAAUUUAUUUGAGGACAUAAGCAUUCCCCGAUAAAACCGCUAGCGGCAAACAAUGUAAUUGGUUCUAGAAUAGCUGUUACAAACAAAAACCCUUUUUCUGAGUUUUUGACGUAGGACUACGUGUUUCAUUUCACUGGGGGAACGAGAUUUUGAUCUCUGCCGGAUGAACGAAUGAAAGAUAAAUUGUCUACGAAUUAUAUGCUUAUUACUUAUUGAUUCAAAAACUCGUUCCAAUAGUUCAAAAAUUCCUUUGGAAGCAAGCUAUUGGAAUCACAAAAAAAAAACCUGUAUAUAAGCGGGUGCCAGCUCGGAAAUCCACUUAGUCACGAUGGGGCUGUGAAUGGAGUAUAUUUUCGCUGCCAGCUAAAGCACUGCGCUUCCCCUUCUAACCUUUCCCGUUCCUCUUUUGCUACCGAUUUGAAUGAAGCCUAAACUAGGCUAAAAAACGAGGUUUGGAUCGAAGAUUUGAGAUGGAUUACGAGCGAAUUGUGCCAAUAGCGAUGAGUCAAAUAGUGGUCAAUACGGAAUGUUUGAUCACACAGAAAGGGAUAGAGAAUAUUUCACCGUAUCACAAAGACAGCAUUGUUUCGCUGGUUUACAUUGCACCAGCUGACCCGGCGAAGUUCGACCCGACCAAAAUGGAUUGAAAAAAGUUUAGCUGCAAAAUUCGUCAUUACGAUAUAAAAUUAUUUUCAGACACAAUCCUCGCUUAAGAUUCUUCAAUGACCUGCGAAUAACAUGUUUCUCCGUUACACGGAAUACAUGUUUGAUACAGGAAAUAUAAUAUAAUAAAGACAGCUCAAAUCGAACGAUUGCUUCCUCUAGUUUUGCGCUUACCAACAUAUUUAGAAGUGCGUUUUUCACCUGAAAAUCCAUUUCCACCUUCGAACAAAGAUAAAGAGACCAGAUGGUCCGAGGUCUAACACGGGGCACUCAAAAAAAAACUUUUUGUAUUCACGUUAUGUGAACAUAAGCCAUAGUUUAACGAGUCUCAUUUAUUCAUGAAAUUCUCAACAUGUGUCCUUGCAAUUAAACCUGACCGGUAUUAUUUCUUUCAACAUCGGCACAUAGUAGUAAUUUUUCGGUGGUACAGUUUUGUACACGCUCGAAAAAAAAACCCGCUCAGUCAGAGCAUUUAAGCCUGGAAAGCACGAUUCGAAUUGUACAAUUUUUUUAAAUUUACCGAAUGGAAUAUUUGAAAAAUCGAAGCCAUUGGACUUUUUUCGGAUGGCGAUGGAAAAAAACUAGAAAAUAUAAUUCAAUGGAAUAAUUUUUUCUUGAAUCUUCUGUUUAUUAAACCUUCAACAAAAAUGAUUCAACGCUGUUGAUUCGCAACAGCCAUGGCGAAAACAGUCAAGCUACUUGAUGAUUUUUUCAUACUGCCAGCUCCACCCGGAGCGUAGAAGAUGGACAUCCUGAAUCACUUCGUGCCCACCGGAUAUAGCCAAUUUGGUAUUUACAACAUCCUCUCCCUGCCGCUCCUCAAACCGAAACAACCGGCCAAACGGUGGAGAAGAAUCUGGCCAAAACACUCAUAAUAAAUGACGAAACCUACUUAACGCUAGAAUUCAACCAAUGACGGGGGACCGGGUACUUUACGUUGAGGUACGUAGUGACCUCAAAUAUAUAUUUCACACCAAGUUCUCGGAGAAGAUCCUUCUCUGGCUGACGAUCGGCGAGAAGGGAAUGUCAAACGCGAGAGUUCCCCCAAUAAUUUCAUGGCCAGAACGGAGAGACCGCCAAAGCCGCGAAAGGAUUAAAGAACAUACCGACUUCCAUCUUUUCAUCGGUUCCGGCCGUAAGGCAGCUUGGCCUUUUCUUGUCCAGCAUCCACUAGUUCUUCCGGCUUAUUUAACAUGUUGAGCCCCGACCGAGCUAGAGGACCGAGAAUGAUUUUUCCGUUGUAACGCGGGAUGUCUGGUCGGUUCGUUAAAUUUCUCCACGAAUCCAGUGGAAUUUUUUAAUCCAGUAUUGUCCUUAGAUGCGCAAUGGAGAUUGAGGUCUGGGGACUGGGGUUGCCACUCAGGCAUUUUAAUCUUCUUGGACUGGAAAUAGCGCUUCGUAACCUUCUAGGUGUGCUUGAGGUUACACUCUGUAGACCUGAUUCACGAAGUCGGUUGCUCACAGUUCGACUAGUUAUGUUGAGGCUCAACUCUUCUUGGGUCACCCGACAAGCUUCAUCGGGAUCCGAACCAAGCGGCGAAUAAGGCGAUCUGUGUGAACUGAGGUUCCACGAUGCGUUCUACUUCCGGAUUUCCGCUCUAUUGUGCCAAGCGUAUUAUCAUGAUUUCGAACUCGCUCCGGUCGAAAUAUCAUACUUUUCUGCUAUUUCACGGUAGUCAGUCCAGUCCACAAAAUACGAUCCCAGAAAGAUAUCGGCUUGUUGAGAUAUUUUUUGCGAACUCUAGCCGUACUUUUUUUUUAUUAUUGAGACUGAUUUAUGGAAGUUUAUGAACGAACUUACUCUGCAAUCCAUAUUUCCUGAUCUUGCGGCUAAUUGUACAGUCGGAUACUGAAAUCUAAAUGUUUUCCUUGAUAAAUCGAAUAGUUACCGAUUGAUUGAUAUUGAUCAUUGAUCAUUGAAUCAGUGCGAUAGUCUGUUUUACGCACACCUUCUCUGCGCGUUAUGUAACCCACAGAUCCCAGCUUCUGGUACUUUGUCCAAAUUUCAUGUACAGCUCCACUGCUGAUACUUUGUUUUGCAGCAAUUUUCCGUUGUGAUAGAUUGUCCUUACAGUGUUUUACAACCAAAUUUCGGGUGAGAUUUGAGAUUUGUUCCCCAGCCAUGAUUUCUUCAAGUUCCAACACUCUUUUCAACGAUAAGCAACUGGAGCACAGCUUGAAUCGAACGUAAAUGGCGCGUACAAAUAGUUUUAACAUUAGGCCACACCAAUAACAAGGGGUGCGACAAUGUUUAAUUACAAGAUGUUGUGAAAUUUCCGAGUGAUUUUUCUCCAUGUCAUUCCUGUUUUAGCCAAAAAUGACAAAAUUCACAUAGAACUUGAAAUAUUACGGAUUAAAUUGGAAUUAUUCAACACUGUUCAACAACGGUUGAUAUGAACUUCCAUUUGAAAGGUUAACUUUAUUAUCAUCUAAAUAUUUUCAAUUAUUCAGCUAUGAAAAAGUUUCUGAAUUCGGGUGGAUUUUUUUUCGUAGCGGGUUCCUGUGUAUAUUGAGAAUUGAUUCAGAUGCAACUUCAAACAAAUGAUUAGAGCGGUAGUCCUACGUCAACCUUGCGAUUGUAUCAGAGAUAUAACCCACCCCUUGUUUUUUGUUUUACGCAAACAAACACAGAAAAACAUACAGAAUGAUCUGAACUCAGAUGGGUAACACACUUACAUACUCACCAUUAUACUCGCUAACAUAAAUAAUCACCUCUCAAAGGCGAAAGCUACACCAAAAGACGCUUACAUAUUUUUCUUACUCAUUUUCCUGUUUGCUCUCUGUCAAGCUCUCUUAACAAUAGAAGAUUUUGUUGUUAAAAUUUGAUUUAUAUCGCACUCAACAUCAUCAUCGUCAUAAUUAUGAUCAUCCCCACCAUUGCCACAUUGUUGUGAAUGAUUAUUAGUCCCCAAGUCCUAUCGAGAAGAAAGUGAAGAAGAAACUAGAUUUAUAGCGUAUCGAAAUCACGAGUCGCACCAUUUGUGCGAAUGUAAAGAAGAAGAAAAACUCAAAGCAAUACAAGAGAUAAUUUUCUAUAUAGGAAAAAUGCAGAACACUGCACCGCGCCGAACUUUGUAUACAAAUUUCCCCUGGACACUUGGUUUGUCCUCAGGAAUAAUUUUUAUUUAACCUUUUUUUCAUAUGUGUAAAUUUUGCCUCUCCAAAAUUGUGCAAUCAAAAAAAAUCAUUUUGCGUACCAGAACGACAAAAUCAACCACCAAACUGUUUUUGAUCGACCAUAUUUGACUAUUUUCUAAGAUCGGGUGAAAGAAAAAGUUGUAGAAUUUUGUACAUAAUUUGUUUAAGUCAGGAAUCUCUGUGUAUUUAUGUUGUUUUCCCCCGAGUUUCCGUAUACCCCACCCUAUGAGACCCCUAUGAGUGCACCUAACCGAACCGGACAGUGCAGGAAAAAAUAAAACGAGAGGCAUUACAUGAACAUGAUGGGAAAUUCUCUCUUUCAGUUUGAAAGUGUUGUAAAUAUGCAACCACGCGUCACAUGUGUGUGCUCAGUUGAGUUGUGACCUAGUGUUGGCAGAUUGAGGAAAUGAAAACAAACAGAAAAAAAAAACAACCUUAGCCGUAGCUAACCGUAAAAAACAGCAACUGUAAGUGUCGUUUCUAGGAGCAAAACAUACAGUGGAAUAUUAUGCUAUAACGCUAACGGCACUCGCGAAAUGUUCGUUUCCCCCAUUAUACCCAUCGAUCCCCCACUGUUUCGUUCGUUGGAACGAACCCAAGCCCCAAGGUAUCGCAGAAUCAAACUUUUUAAGGCGCCAUUUGAAAUCAAAGACGUGUUAUUGUUGUGGUAAUAGAGAAAAUACAAACGACGAUGGGGGGAAAAAUGUAGGAUAAAAACUCCGUACGGUUGAUGAAUGGCUGAAUAAUAAAUGAUACACAAAAACAAACAAAAAUAAAACACGAAAGAGAAACGAAAGCUAGUGAGUGAAUCUUUUUUGUAAAAUAUUAAAGCUAGGGAGCGAAGACCGUAUAUAUAAACAAAAUAACAAAAAAAAAAUUAAACCAACAAAAAUUGGUAUGAAACAUAGAAAAACUCAAAGAAGAAAAAUGUAGUGGUAAAUAAAUUGAAGAAAAAAAAGUUGCAAAUGAAAAUGCCGAAAAAAUGCAGCAGAAUAAAGGAAAAGAAACAAAAGAUGCAAAUCUUUGAGAAUUGUGAAAAAAGGAAAAAGAAACUGUAUAAAUUAUGAGUAGUGUGAAGAAGGGAUGAAAUUCGAAAAGCAACAAUAUUAUUAUUACGAUUAUUAUUAAUUAUUAUUAUUCAUGAAAACUAAUGAU